Molecule: messenger RNA, 3412 nt
Organism: Papilio polytes (common Mormon)
Lineage: Eukaryota; Metazoa; Arthropoda; Insecta; Lepidoptera; Papilionidae
Gene: Nop17l
Product: protein kintoun
Exons: 3
Coding region: 111-2618 (835 amino acids)
Biological process (GO): axonemal dynein complex assembly
Cellular component (GO): cytoplasm
Source: RefSeq, a predicted model, not a curated record
CAUUCGACUUAUUAUUUCAGAUAUUGUCAUCUGUGAACAUCAGCUGAAAAUUAUCGUGUUUAUGCGUAGUAUUUGUGUUUAUUUUUAUAUUGUUGCAAGUGAUAGACAAAAUGGCAACAGGAGUAAAACCUCGUGACGAUGAAUCUACUCUUACAAGAACUGAUAUCGAGGCAAUUCAAGAAGCUAUGAAAAGUAAGAAAUUUCGAGAAAUGUUAGCCGACUACUGCGAUGAAGUACGUGACCCGGCGAAUCAAGCUCUCUAUCAAAAAGAAAUGACCCAAUUGGAAAAGGAAAGGGGCUAUGAUAUCACUUUUAUUAAUCCUAAAGGUGGCUAUGUUAUUAAAACAAGCGUCGCUGGCGAUAGAAAAGCGUUUAUAAACAUUUGUAGUAAUGAGAACAUCGGCAAACCGUCACAUUCCGUGGAGAGUGUAAACGGCCAGAAAGGUAUGAAUUGGCAAAUCCCUUAUUCUUUGAUUCCUCCAAGGGAAGAUUAUGAUAACAAGAAACAGCGGUGUGUAAUUUACGAUGUUGUUUUUCACCCUGACACAUUGCGCAUGGCAGAGGUUAACGAACGAUUUCGAGAAAUCGUAAACAAGACGGCUUUCGAUGGUCUCCAAAGUACUUAUAAAAUUCAUUUGGACAUUAACAAUUGUCGUUUUCCUAAAUCCUUCUACAAAGGUAUGACAACUUCAGCAGUUGUUAGAAAAGAAGAUCCCAACUUUAAGCCUCCAACAGAGGAUGAGAGCGAGAAACUUUCGCCGGAAGUUAUAGAAAAAUUGUAUCCUCAGCAUAAUUACACAAACCAUAAAGAGCCACAGGAAAGUAGUGAGAUAAAAACUGCCACAAAGAAAAGAGCUGGGUUUGAGAAAAAAGAAUUCUCACACUCUCUGGAUGAAGGCUACACAAUACCUAAAUAUGUUAUUAAACAACAGAAAAAUAUAGACUUGCAAGACUACACCUUCCAUAAAGAUAGCAAACAAUAUUCUGCAAUCCCAAGUCAAUUAGUUGUGGAGAUUAACUUGCCUCUAAUUUCUUCUACUACAGAUUGUAUUUUGGAUGUAAAUGAUAAAUCUUUAAGUUUAGUUGUGGAAAAACCUGCCAAAUACAAACUUAAUUUGACACUUCCAUAUCCAGUUGAUGAUAAUUGUGGUAAUGCCAAAUUUGACAAAACAAAGCACAUAUUAAUUGUUACUUUACCAGUGAUAAAAACUGUGAAAGAAAAUGUUCAUGACAAUUCAAAGUUGUUAAAAGUAGACAGUGGUGUUGAAAGUGAAGAAAAUUCUGGUUCCCAAAGUGAAGAUGAUACCAAUGAGCAGAAAAUUAUUGUGCUAAGUUCUAGUGAAAGAUCGGAAUCUAAUCCUCCUGAAUUAGAAAAGGAAAUUACAAAAGAUGAACCAUUCUUGGAAACCUCUAUUAGUUACUUACUGCCAUCUUAUACACAUAACUUCUUAGAUGAUGUAAUAGCUUUCACUUUCCAUGUGAAGAAUACUGAACCAGAAUCGGUAAUGGUGAAGAAUGAUGGUAAUGAAAUUGCCAUAAAAUUCACAACGAUUGGUUCAGGUUUUGUACCAGUGCAUCAUGCAGCUAUUAUUGUCUUUGAGGAAAAUAUUAAAUUCAAGACAGUCACUGGAGAAGCUUGGGAUAACAAUGUGAUCCUUCAGCUAGAACUUGCUGGUGAUAUCCCACAAAGUUUCAAUAUUGGUCUAAGUAAAGAUUCCAUGACCAAUGAACACUUAGAUGCGUCUCAGUUAAAGCAAUCUCAGAUGGAAGAAAGUAAAGUAAUUAAUCCUCAAGAUGAAAUUCAAUCACCAUUUGUUGAGGUUACUAACUUGGGAUUGGAGACAAAUAUUGUUGUCUCAUCUAAUUGUGGUAAGGAUGAGGAAUGUGAAAGGGAGAAAGAAAAUGAUAUUGUUUGGGUGAAUUCUGGUACAUGUGAGAAUGGAGCUAAGAGUAUACUUCGUAAAUCGAUGUCAAUGAUGCGUAGCUUUUCUGAAUCCAGUGUGGGAGAUGUUGCAUCAUCAAUGGACUAUAUUAGUUCUGAUUGCAUCCCGGAAGAGUCUAGUUUGAAAAAGACUGUUAGGUUUAGUGAUGUUAUUGCGAGGCAAUUCUACAGAUAUAAUUCAUCUAUAGAAGGUCAAAAGAAGAAAAAUCAAAGAAGGAAAAGUAAAAAACGGAACCAGGAGAGACGUAAAAGCGAAAGUGAGGCUGAAGAAGAGACAAACAAUUCUAUUAAGUCGUCAAAGCCGAGGCUAAAAUCUGUGCUAAAACAGAGACGUGACAGCGGGCUAGCUGAUACAUCAGAUGCGGAAGCUGAAUGCAAGAACAUGCCCUCUGACUCUGAGUUAUCCUGUGACAGCACCAAUAGUGGCAAGAAAGAUGUUAAUGCUAAUACCGGAGAUAGUUCUCCACUAAACAUAGUCGAUAAAAACGGUAAUACAAGUAAAAACUUUGAACCUCACAUAUGGAAGUCAAAGCAGCAGCCAACCAAUGUUAAGAAAAACCCAGUGACUUGUGAUAUAAAACAUGUUACGGAUUUCUAUAAUCCAGAAAAACUAAACAAAGGUCAAUACACCGAAGUUAUGUUUAAGAAUGAUCUCAUAUUUGAUUUGGACAUGUAAGAUGUCCCAUUUCAAAGAAGCCAUAAGUAUAUAAUGAUAUUUUAACUUAGUAUAGCACCAGUAGUUUUGUUGUGUAGAUUUUUGAAUUUGGGGAAUAAUUGUUUUUUCUAUCUUUCCAUUUUGUGUAAUUGUUUUUUGCAUGGAAAGAUAUCUUCCUAUAUGUUAGCUUAGUUUAUGACAAUGGUUUUGUAAAUUUAAAUAUUUACUCAUGUAUCAAUGAUUUAUUCAUCGUUUGUGUCAAUUAUUGAGUUUAAAGAUGUAUUUACAAAUUAAAUAAAAUUAGGAAUUCUUCAAUUUUACAAAGCAAAUAAGAUAAAUGUAAACUUAGUUGAAAUAAUUGGAUAAAUAUUAUUAGAGCAGGCUCAUUUUUGGACAAUAUUUUAUUAGGAAUGUUUUUAAAGGUACAAAUUAGGUUAUUAUUGUGACAACACAUUUAUUAACUGGCAACACCUACCUCUAGUUUAGUUAUACGAAAGUUUACACCGUCAUAGAGUAAAUAUCAUAGACUAACGACAUUUUAAUAUAAUAAUUUUCGAAUAUUUUAGAGAAUGUAUUUCCCGGCCACAGGUACAGAGGUACUUGCUCAAUUCUUGUUAGUGCCUUGUUUAAAGUAUUUUAAUUGACUACUGUUAGUAUUGGGUUCAGCUAAGAAAUCCAAAUGUUUAAUUGGUUUGAGCUGUUGUCAUAAACCAUGCAUUUAAUUUUGUUAGUAUGUAGUGUAGUGUGUAUUUAAAUUUAGAUAUGUUUAACAAAAAAGUUUAAACGGAGAAUGUGAUGAUUUAAUUAAUGGUUUA